AAAGAAAGAAGAAAGAAGAAAGAGAGAAGAAAAAGAAUAUUGUUUUUAUCCCGCACUUGGCUUGGCGAAGCAGAUGAUCUGAAACAGCAGAAGCGAAGUCGCUGUCGUACCCAAUCGAGAUCGAGUCGAGAGAGAGAACAUCGAAAGGUUCGCCAUGGGCGACGAAGGUCCCAAGCUCUACGCCAACAAGCCCAAGAAAGCGCAGCUGAAGCAGAGCGCGAAGGAGUUCGCCCCGCCGCCGCCGUCGUCGUCGGCCGCGGCGUCGUACACGAUGGGGUCGCAGCCUCCGCCCCCGCCGCCGCCCCCCAAGGAGUCCUUCGCCCGCCGCUAUAAGUUCCUCUGGCCCCUGCUCUUGACUGUCAAUCUCGCCGUUGGAGCUUACCUGUUCAUGAGGACCAGCAAGAAGGACCAAACCAUAACAGAGGAAGAAGAUUCCAAAGCUGUAUCCUCAACCCCAGUGCCAACUACAGUGACCACGACUAUUGCUGCUACUGAGAAACCUGUACCAAUCAUCGCAGAGCCUGUGAAACCACGAGAGCCAAUUCCAGAGGAUCGACAACGUGAACUCUUCAAGUGGAUACUGGAGGAGAAGAGGAAGCUCAAACCUAGAGAUCGUGAAGAAAGGAAGCGCCUUGAUGAGGAGAAAGCCAUUCUCAAACAAUUCAUUCGUGCAAAGUCUCUUCCACCUGUUUAAUGGAUCGCCUUGCUACUCAUCAUGCCAUGGGGCUACUCAGAUUAAGCAACCCUUUCUCUUCCAGGUGUUGAACUUUUGUUGCUCAAUCUGAAUGAAUUUCAUGAUUGAAGAACUUAUUCUCAUGGACAUUGAACCAUCAUCCUCUGGAGGGUUAUCUUCCUGGAAUUCAGUUCAGUUCAUUUGCUUGUACAUGUCUUCUUUUGAAAAAUAUUGGCAGUAAAAAGCUUUUUAAAGGGCUACAAGAAUCUCUAGUAUUGUAGGAGGUAGGAGAUAUAGCUGUGUCAUUUUUCAUUUUUUCAAUCUGUCGUCUGUUUUGCCUCAUAAACAAUGGUUAUGCUAAAUGCUAGGGUUAGGAAUUUGAUGA
Eucalyptus grandis is the source of this 1058-nucleotide messenger RNA. RefSeq lists its product as uncharacterized. Bases 155 to 694 code for a protein of 179 amino acids. The record is from RefSeq and is a predicted model, not a curated record. Lineage: Eukaryota; Viridiplantae; Streptophyta; Magnoliopsida; Myrtales; Myrtaceae. The transcript has 3 exons.